CCUAGAUGGGUGAAUUCGAUUCAAGAUAUUUAGAGGCACUUCCCCUAGCAUGAAACACUGCAAUACGAUCAAUCAUCACAAUUCGAGCAUCCCUUUAUUUGCACUGCCGAGUCUUUCUUGUAAUCACUCAUCCAUUUCAACAUGGAAGCCACUUCAACAACAAUAUGGGAUGGAAUGCUAGGGGCAUGGCAAAGCCAUCCAGAUCAUGGGCGAACGAACCAAUUCGAAACGACAGAUGAAGAAUGGCUGAGAGUGGGGAUACCCCAAUUCGCCAAUCAAGCCAGCGAGACUCAAAUGUUUGCUCCGGCAUCGUACUCACAGCACAUGCAUACGCAUUCAAAUGCCACGCCGACAACAUUGACAUAUGAAGAUCUUCCUCCCUAUCUCAUAGAAGCAAGUCACACUAGCGGUAUGAAAGAGGGAGAAGGAGGAACACAUCAUAUACAGACCAAGUCAAGGCGCGGUAAGGGUGGCACCGACUCUGCAAGUGAUCGUCGACGAGCCCAAGUGAGACUCGCACAACAAGCGUAUCGCCAGCGACAGGAAGCAGCUGUUACCUCGCUAGAACGGCAAGUCAGCGAUCUACGGGCUCGUCUCAAGGAGGUUCAAGCGACUUUUGACCGCUUUCACGACCUUGCUGAUAGCCGUGAUGGUUUGAGGAAUGAUCCUGAGCUUUCCAAACACCUUGAACACACAGCUGAGCAGAUCAAGUUAGUGAUUGCAAUGCCGUCGCAAUCCAGGGAGGGCGAGAUUUCAGCGAGGGUAUCUGAGGAUGUAAGAACGUCUGCACAUCGUGAGUCACUGUCGGGAUCCGAGCCGAAUGCGCUUUCAAUGCCGGGGAGUUCGGGUGGAGCAAGCUCACCAGAUACCACCUCUCCGAAACCAAACCUGUGGGCUAGUCCCCGAACUCUGAACGUUUCAGAUGAAAGUUUAAGUAUAGAGCUUCCGUUCUCGACACAGCUUCGUAACGCAGCUUUGCUGAAUGGCUAUCACCUAAUUUCAAACAAGUCGACGCCGUACCCUAUUCUCUGCAAAGGCUUUCGCUUCUGCAUUUUUCACAGUACUAGAGAUGACAUAGCACGGCAUAUUCAAGAACUCCUUGAAGAGUCGAAUACAAGUAUCACGGAAGGGAUCACUGAGGAAUCUGUGAGAAAGUCUGCGAGUCAUGUGUUGAGGAAACGUACUUUGUCACGAUCAACAAAAAUAAGCGAGGAUGCCGAACCGUGCACGACAGGAGGAGCCGGCGAGCCCCAAACAAAUCUGCAAGAUGACAGCGCGGAGUAUGUAGAUUCAGAAGCUGUACAGCGGUAUCUGGUGAGGAAAGGUAUCGACAUUCAACCUGGUGUAGGUGCGGUUACGCUUCAGAUGCCUUCAAAACUUGAAAGUGAUGAUGGGAAGACAUUGUUCAGGGAGCUUUUUGGAGACAAUUCUGUGACUCUCAGCACGAGUAAACAUUUAUACGAAUUAGUUCACAGAGCAGUUUGCUUGAGUUUCGGGCCGGGAAUUCGACCGAAAGACAUUGACGAAGCUGUUCGAUCAACCAUGUUGGCUGCUGUCUGAUAGACGAUCUACUUUUCAAAAGAGAGUUCAAUAAAUCAGCAUCAAAACAGUUAUAGCUCGUUUGGAUUUCUGGUAAUUAUUAAAAUUCUUCUUUGAC
Cadophora gregata is the source of this 1657-nucleotide messenger RNA. RefSeq lists its product as uncharacterized. Gene Ontology annotation, molecular function: DNA-binding transcription factor activity. The transcript is spliced from 4 exons. The record is from RefSeq and is a predicted model, not a curated record. Gene Ontology annotation, biological process: regulation of DNA-templated transcription. Bases 142 to 1560 code for a protein of 472 amino acids. NCBI's taxonomy places the organism in Eukaryota, Fungi, Ascomycota, Leotiomycetes, Helotiales, Ploettnerulaceae.